AUGCGACGUUUCCUAAGCAAGGCGAUUGGUGUUCUUACUGGACUUACGCUGCUUCUGCCCUCAAUGAUACUAGCACAGGAUACGGUGCCACCACAACUAUUUGGCUGUUCUGCUGUGGAUGUAGCAGGAAUAUCUGUGGGCACCACAGCACAGACUUCAACUGGUACCUGGCAAACACCCAGUGGCUUCAAUCUUCAGCCCGGAGGAGGAUUUACCACCCCAUUUGAGACAAAAAACAUCUAUGGCCAGACGUCAGGGUCCACGCAAUUCAAUUAUGGCUUCACUACCGUCGGUUAUCGGUUUGUUGAUAACCCUCCAACAAGUCCUCCGCAAAACAACGCAUACUGCACCUUCUUUGUGAGGAUGGGAGUCAACAAUGAUGGUACCAUACCAACAGUGCUUAACUGCCCAGAGAGCAUCACUCAGCCUAUAGCAUCCAGUCAGACUACCGCAGUGGUGAGCUGGACUGAGCCAAGAGCCACAGACAAUAAUGGCGUGGUGCGACGUUCCUGGCGGUCACAUGCCCCCAACACUGCCUUUCCUGUUGGAACUACCCCGGUUACUUAUCAGUGGAUCGACCCAAGCAAUGCCAACUCGCAGGCUCAGUGCGUGUUCACAGUGACUGUUUCCACUACAGGAACGGAUGGUGUGGUGCCUUCUUUGACCUGCCCUGCUGAUGUUGUUGCUAGUGCAAAUGGCACUGCCACCUGGACUCCGCCAACACCAACUGAUGCUUCGGGGAUCGUCUCCACCACCUCAACCUUAACCCCAGGAUCAGUAGUCCAGGAGGGUUUCACCACCGUCACCUACAAUACUGUUGAUGGUACUGGCAACCGAGCCUCCUGUUCCUUCAUAGUGCGAAGAAUACCAAGUGACCAGUAUGUGCCGGUCAUCACAAGCUGUCCAACAAAUAUCCAGCAAACAGUGACCAGUAGUGGCGCCAGUGGUAUUGUGACAUGGACAGAACCAACAGCUUAUGAUGACGGUGGGCAUGUGCGGCUCGUCAUGCAGACUCACUCUCCCAACACUGCUUUCCCUGUUGGCAUAACACCAGUGGAAUACCGAUUUCAAGAUACACGAGAGAAUGUUGCUAGAUGUGUCUUCACGGUUGAACUCACUGUUACAGGCGGUGACGCCACACCACCAACAUUUACUAACUGUCCCACAACAUCGCCUGUCUUCACAAUCACUAGUGGGUUAACGACGUUUGUAACUUGGCCUGUACCACAAGCAACAGACAACCAAGGCACACCCACUGUGACACAGAUUCAAGGGGUUUCUCCUGGCACUAACUUGGCUGCUGGACAAUACACCAUCCGGUACCAAGCCCAAGAUGCAGCUGGUAACACUGCAUUCUGCAUGUUCACAGUCUUGGUUCAACAAUUAGGUAGAGAAAAUUAG
Molecule: messenger RNA, 1401 nt
Organism: Patiria miniata (bat star)
Lineage: Eukaryota; Metazoa; Echinodermata; Asteroidea; Valvatida; Asterinidae
Product: hyalin-like
Exons: 6
Coding region: 1-1401 (466 amino acids)
Source: RefSeq, a predicted model, not a curated record